Messenger RNA from Orbilia oligospora ATCC 24927, 2202 nucleotides. RefSeq lists its product as uncharacterized. The coding region runs from base 1 to 2202 and encodes 733 amino acids. Gene Ontology annotation, biological process: lipid metabolic process. The record is from RefSeq and is a predicted model, not a curated record. NCBI's taxonomy places the organism in Eukaryota, Fungi, Ascomycota, Orbiliomycetes, Orbiliales, Orbiliaceae. The transcript has a single exon. Gene Ontology annotation, molecular function: phosphoric diester hydrolase activity.
AUGCGGUCCUUAAUUCCAUUUCUCAUCUCAACAGCCACUGCUCUGGUCGCCGUCCCCCGUCCACCGCUUUCGGAUAUCAAAGAUCUGGAUUUCUACUCCCUCUACGAUAAACGGUCCACCAAUGUCUCUACCGCCCGUGGUCUCGGCACCUCAGCCGACAUGUACAUUUUCAACGACUGGUCCACCCCAAUAACCUUCUCCUCAUACUCUCACUCUCGAAUGUCAAAGUCACCGCCUGGCUCAGUUCCAUUAUCCACCUUUUCAGCAAGCUCGGGAUAUGCAAUCGAAGCUAGCGGGUGGAUUCCCUUACAAUCUUCAUUUCAAUAUUCAUUUUCUACACCUUCUACUGAAAAGGGAGAGGUGAAAGUAGAUAUCGGGAUGGCACCUUGGAAGACCGGGUAUUCAAUUAAUAGCGGGAAAGAGUUCGAGACUGGGGUGUUAUUAGCCCCCGCGAAGAUCUUGGCAAAGGGGAGGGACUUUGAUUUUUAUUUCUUCAGUGGACCGGGUGUUAUGGGACCUUUGAUUAAUAGCGUUUUGGACGCGAACCUCGGGGCAUUUUUUGCGGGUAUUAAGAAGAAUCCGCAGAAGGUGGCGGUGAAUGGGGAUAUUGAUCUUACUAUUAAGGAAUUUUUGAAUCCGGCGGUUAGAUGCAAAUAUUCCUCUGUUACACCCGGGACCGGGGCGAAUUUGUGGACUGUAAAUGCCAUUCUUGAUAUUACUUCAGAAGUCAAGAUGAAGGUUCGGUAUAAAAAAGUUAACCAAGACGCAGUUUUGAAGUUGAAGAAUCUGUCGAUCUUGGUUAGCGCGAAUAUGGACUUCAGCGGGCUUUCUUCCGCCAAUCUUGCGAAUGUGGCGAAUAUCAAAUUGAGCGUUACGAGGUUUCAAACAUCGGUUGAGGGGAUUGAUGUUGAUGGAGAUAUUUUGGUUGAUAUUGUUGGAGUGUUAUAUCCGGUUUUUGCGCCGGUAUUGAGGUUACCGUAUAAAUUGGCUUCGAUUGUUAAUACGAGUGAGAAUAAGAAUAUUUUGGGGAUGAUAAAUGCUGCUAUUAGCAGUCUCGGACUACGACAGACCACUAUCGCAGGAAAACGGUGGACGCUUCCUGAACUCCCAGGUUUACAUCUCAAAGGACUUUUCAAACGGUUUAUUUCGGCUUUGUCGACAAAGAAGACUAUUCGGUCGAUAGAGAAUAUCUCGACUUGGAUGUCUAAUCCAAAGAUCCAGGAGUUAGCCUUAUCGUCACUUUAUAUACCCGGAACCCACGACUCACACGCUUACGACUUCGAUCACGUUUUGUCGUCAAUGAAGUACUCUGAUAUCGCUUUCCUAUGGGAUUUUGAUUACUUCCUACCUGCUCCGUCUGAUGGAUCGUUCAAUCCUUUGACAAUGACACCGAUACAUUUGGGACCGGUGUUGGGACAGUACACCAUGAAUUCCGUUGCUCAUAUCGCAAAGGCGCAAGGUAGUGAUAUCCUAUCACAACUACACGGCGGAGUCAGACAUUUUGACCUGAGAAUCUACUACGACCCUACCGCGGAUACAUUUUAUUCCCAACACGGUCUUCGUGCUAAACCUACGUUGGUUGACCUAUUGACGCAAGUUCAAACGUUUUUGGAAGCGAAUCCUUCGGCUGCAGAACUGAUAAUCUUGGAUAUCUCGCAUACAAAUUUCAAUCAAGAUUUUACGCUAGAAGACGAGACGGUAAUACCUUCUGUUGAAGUACAAUUCAAGUAUUUGGGAAUAAUCCGUCAACUGGAGUCAUGGGCGUACAUGCCCAUCAACGCCCGUGGUACCAGGAAAUUCAACUUCCAGACGUUAAAGGAUACCAAACUCUCUCAGAUCACGCAGGGGUCUAAUAAAGUUCUGUUCAUCAACCCCGAUAUUGUAUUACCGGAGAUAUCGGUCAAUACUGAUGGGUGGAUGUAUGUUCCAUCGUCUGGGGUUAUGCCAAAGGGAGGAUUAUAUGAGAUUAGUACUGCGGCGGCGUUGACACCUGGGGAGAUAUUGGGGAAUGUAUUGAAUGGAUUGAGUGGGCAGGGGGAGAAGGAUAUGUUGAAGGUUAAAGCGGAGGAAGGGAAUGGGAAGGUGGUGGAGAUGGUUAAGAGACUGGAGGGACAGAAGGGGACGAAGGUACAGUUGGUCAGUGUGGAUUGGUGGGAUGUGGGAGGGGUUGUGGACGGCGUCGUUGGGUUGAAUUAUAGUUAA